AUGGCGACCCUCGCGAGCUGCGGGUUCGGGGCGGUAAGAGAGAUGCUCAAGCGGAUAGUGCUAGGUCAGGCUCUUGCAUUCCUAAACUCCCUCACUGGCGUCUCUACCACGAAGCUCGUUAACAGCAACGCAAGCUAUCCUUUGCUUCAGUCUGUCACAGCGUACGCAUUUAUAUUUGCGUUCUAUCUUCCAGCUUUUCUCUUUAUACUAUACAAGCACCGCGCUCAAAGGUUUUCGAACUUUAGGUUUUUCAGUCGUUGGUGGAAGUAUGCCAUCUUGGCUGUAAUUGACCUCGAGGCCAACUACAUCGUGGUACUUGCCUAUCAGUACACCAACAUGAUUUCCGUUCAGCUGCUCAACUGCUUUACCGUACCGUGUGUUAUGGUUCUGAGUUUUUUUCUAUUGCGAAUGAAAUUUGCCGUCACUCACGUUGUUGGUGGGGUGAUCGCGAUCGGUGGCCUGGUGUUGCUAAUUGCGCUUGACGCUGAUGGACUUUCUCACAGCGAGCGCGGGAGUCAGGAAGUUCUCGGGGACAUCUUGUGCUUGAUUUCAAGCUCGUUGUAUGCGACAAGCAACGUGUUGACAGAAUGGUUCGUGAAGCCAUCAAAGCCAGCCCUCAUCUUCAACUGCUGCGGUGGAAACGGGAGUGGUGAAACAAAGGAUGAAACCACACCCGCAUUAUCUUUGACCGGCAUUCAGGACCCCUCCAGCACGGUUCCAGGGGAUGGGGAGAUAUACGGGGCAGAGGAUCACCCCAAAGUCCCCGUUUUCAUUCCGGUUGUCGAGAACCUGGCAAUGAUGUCGUCGUUCGCCUUGCUUUUCUCAACGAUACAGUUCUUUGCAGCGGAGUGGAAAACGUUCAAGCCCAAUCGCAGCUCCUGGACAGGACAAGACUGGCUGUUUCAGAUGGUGUUUGGUGUCACAAUGUUGCUGGUUUACACCGCCAUGCCGAUCAUGUUCAUCAUUUCUAGCGCGGCUUUCGCAAAUAUAUCAUUGCUGACGGCUAACAUCUAUGCCAUUAUCUGGAAUAUCACCAUUUUCAAGAUAUAUCCCACUAAACUGUUUUUUGUUUCGUAUGCCAUUCUUACCGUCGGGAUCUUGUUGUACAAUCUGACGGAUAUUGUAAGAAUCCCGUUCUGCGCCCGCUGGAAUUACCCAUGUGGUGAUCCGCUCAAGGAAAAUGGAAACGAGACGGAAACAGAUGUAGAAGCACAGGUGCAUGAAGCAGCCGAAGGGCAUCCCCAGCACGAAGCAGGGAGCUCCUCGAACAAGUCAGGCAGUGGAAAGGAUGGCGAUGCUACAGCAAAGUCGACAUGCGGUGUCACUAGUCAACCACGUGAGCAGCAACGCGAGCAAUGA
Molecule: messenger RNA, 1359 nt
Organism: Leishmania mexicana MHOM/GT/2001/U1103
Lineage: Eukaryota; Euglenozoa; Kinetoplastea; Trypanosomatida; Trypanosomatidae
Exons: 1
Coding region: 1-1359 (452 amino acids)
Biological process (GO): transmembrane transport
Cellular component (GO): membrane
Molecular function (GO): transmembrane transporter activity
Source: RefSeq, a predicted model, not a curated record